GGCAGCUGGAGCGCGCGAGCGGCGCCUUCCCCACCCCGGGACCCCGAGCCGGAGCGGCGGAUUCGGAGGGCGCCAGACAUGGAGGAGUUAAUAGUUGAAUUGCAACUAUUUCUUGAACUUCUGGAUCAUGAAUACUUAACCUCCACAGUCAGGGAGAAAAAGGCAGUUUUGACUAACAUUCUUCUGAGGAUACAGUCAUCCAAAGAUUUUGAAAUAAAAGAAAAUGUACAGAAACCAGAGGUUGCCAAUGUGUUGCCGGCCCCCCCUCAGAUGCCUCUGCCAGAAAUCCCACAGCAAUGGCUGCCGCCAGACAGUGGACCUCCGCCAUUACCAUCUUCAUCCCUUCCUGAGGGUUACUAUGAGGAGGCCGUGCCGCUCAGUCCGGGAAAGGCUCCUGAGUAUAUCACAUCAAAUUAUGAUUCAGAUGCUAUGAGCAGCUCUUACGAGUCUUAUGAUGAAGAGGACGAGGAUGGGAAAGGGAAAAAAAUGAGACACCAGUGGCCUUCUGAAGAGGCAUCAAUGGAUCUUGUAAAGGACGCCAGAAUCUGUGCCUUCUUGUUAAGAAAGAAGCGGUUUGGACAGUGGACUAAAUUACUGUGUGUGAUCAAAGAAAACAAGCUCCUGUGCUAUAAAAGUUCCAAGGAUCAGCAGCCGCAGAUGGAACUGUUGUUGAAUGGUUGUAGUAUUACAUACAUCCCCAAAGAUAGCAAAAAGAAGAAACACGAGCUGAAGAUCGCCCACCAAGGCCAGGAUGCUCUGGUUCUUGCCGUACAAAGCAAGGAACAAGCUGAUCAAUGGCUGAAGGUAAUAAAGGACGUGUGCAGCAACAAUGUUGGAGUUACGGAUUCAGAUGGACCUCAGUCUAAUUCUCCUAUACACAAGACUGAACUAGAAAAGAAACUGUCCUCGGAAAGACCAAGUUCUGAUGGAGAGGGUGUUGUAGAAAACGGAAUUGCCACCAUCUGUAAUGGAAAAGAACAAGUCAAGAGGAAAAAGAGCUCAAAGACAGACUCUAAGGGCACAGUGACUAAAGUAACGGGGAAAAAGAUCACGAAGAUCAUCGGCUUAGGGAAGAAGAAGCCGUCCACAGACGAACAAACCUCAUCAGCAGAAGAAGAUAUCCCCACAUGUGGCUAUCUGAAUGUACUCUCGAAUAAUCGUUGGCGUGAGCGCUGGUGCAGGGUGAAAGAUAAUAAACUAAUUUUCCACAAAGACAGAACAGAUCUGAAGAACCAUAUUGUUUCUAUUCCCCUGCGUGGCUGUGAAGUUAUUCCAGGGUUAGAUUCCAAGCAUCCUUUGACGUUCCGUCUGCUUCGAAAUGCACAGGAGGUUGCCGUGUUAGAGGCAUCCUCUUCCGAAGACAUGGGCCGCUGGAUUGGGAUUUUACUGGCUGAGAGCGGCUCAUCUUCGGAUCCUGGCACUUUGCACUACGAUUAUAUAGAUGUGGAUGUGACCGCCAGUGUCAUCCAGGCUGCAAAGCAGACCUUCUGCUUCAUGAACAGACGAGUUCUCUCUACUAAUCCCUAUCGAGGAAAUCCUACCAAUGGCUACGCCUGUCCCAGCGGAAUGGCACUUCAUUACGAUGAUGUUCCUUGCAUAAAUGGAUCAUUUAAAGGAAAGAAAGCUCCUCUGGCUGCAAAUGGAAUUGUGGGAAAAGGGAGAACUUUAAGCAGUCCACAAAAGAAAUCAGAAUUUGCUUCAAAUGUGAAACGCAGUACCUCUAAUGCUGAUCAGUACAAGUAUGGCAAGAACCGUGUAGAAGCAGAUGCAAAAAGGUUGCAGACCAAAGAGGAGGAACUCUUAAGGAGAAAAGAAGCCCUGCGAAAUCGUCUGGCUCAACUCCGGAAAGAAAGGAAAGAUCUCAGAGCAGCCCUUGAAGUGAAUGCUGGCAAGAAAACCUCGAUUAUCCUUGAAGAUAAAUUAAAAAAGCUGGAAGAGGAGUGUAAGUCGAAGGAGUCUGAACGUGUUACUCUGGAAUUAGAGUUGACUGAAGUGAAAGAAAACCUGAAGAAGGCCUUGGCUGGAGGCAUCACUCUGGGGCUGGCAAUAGAGCCCAAAUCAGGAACAUCCACUGCCCAGUCUCCAGUACUUAAACAUCAGACACUGGAAAACUCGCCCAUCUCCAGUUGUGACACAAGUGAUACUGAAUGUUCAGUGCCUGUAAACAGUGCGGUGGUCCUAAAAAGAAAUUCCUCCUCGAGCACCUCCCCCUGUAGGGGCCACGUACUUCAGAAGGCAAAGGAAUGGGAGUUGAAGAAUGGGACAUAAAGGAAUGAAAUCAUUUCUAGCCCUCUGCUUUAAGGUUCUAUCUGGUGUAGCUGAAGAUGGACUGAGGUGGAUUUAUCUAUACAGCAAUAUUAAGAAUUUGUCAGUCCCCUUCAGGCAGUGGUCCAUGCAAACGAAUGCAGCUGUGAGACGGGUCAUCUUGGAUGCGAUGGGUUUAUUAUUGUGCGUCUUCAUCUGGAAUAUCAGUAAUAUAAAGGGAACAAUUCAAAUGGUUUCGUAGCUGGACCAAGUUAGCAAAAACGGUACGAGACGGAAAUGAAGAUUGGCAUGCUUCAGUAUCCAUUUGAAAUAGUUUUAGGUAGAUUUUAAUCAUGUGGUAUGAAGUCUAAUGCGAAAUUCCUAUAUGUGUUGCUGGGGAUCCACAGGUGUGUGGCAUCCAUUCAGUACUUGUGAGUUUUUCACAGCAGAAGACUGAAAAGGUGGCUUCACGGCUGACCUUGGGGACCUGUUUGCUUUCCAUGGUGAUCAGAGGCCAGGAAAGACAAAUCACAGCUGUGAAAUGCCUUUGGGCAGAGCUGGCUCCCGGUUGUUGCCAUCUUUUUAAACUGUACUUUAAAAGAAAUUAUUUAUUAUUUUUUUUCCAAAUGUGUUUAUUUGUUCUUGUUUUUUUAAACAAUAGAUACAGAUGCAACUUCACACAAUUUCAGGAAAAUACAUGCAUAUCAAAGCAAACAACUACAAACUUGCCUUCCUAACUUUGCAAGUUGAAGGGAAUCAAGGAGCUUAAAACAACAAAUGCCUUCAAAUAUAUUCUGAGAAAAAGAUACCAAAUCUGUUUAAAGACAUCAGACCUCCCUCUUUUUGAGAAUGCUGUCUUUUCUCUGACCGCUGAAAGGCAGUUCUUCUAAUCAGAAAUGAAUGUUCGAGUUUUUGUUUUUAUUAUUCCUAAGCACCUGUUAUCUUCAGUGGUCUGUGCUGUAAGAUACACAUUUCUGUCUCUGUGUGUGGUUUUUUUAAAGGGAACAUUUAUUUUUAUAAUUUUUUAUAAAGUUUCCUUCCUUCCUUCCUUGCCUGAGCAAGGUGGUUUCUAGCUUGAAUCUCAGUUCAGUCAUGAACUCAGAAGGUGGCCCAGAGGCCAGUCACAGCACCUAAUCAGCAACAUGUGGAUAAAUGGCCUUACUUGCAAGGUUAUUGUACGGAUUACUGAGGUGACUGAUAUGUGAAGCGCUUUGAAUGCUUGAAAUGUGCUGUUUCUGCACCUCUGCAGAAUUUUGUCGUUCCCAAAGAAAUGUCUGUUAACCAUAACAAAAGUUUUCUCAGAUUGCCCAUCGGGUUGCAGUGGCUCCAGUCCAGAGUUCCAAUUGUGCUCUACUGAACCCACGCAGCUUCUGGGCACUGAGCCUGCCUGUGUAUGGCUCGCCCCCUGUCACAUGAUCCAAGACAGCUCCUUCAUUGGACAGUAGGCAGAUUGACAGGUGCUUUGGCUUCCAGGCCUCCUUGUUCCUUCCCAUUUCAUUUUCUUUCCAGAAGACAGAUAGAAGGGGCUUAGUGUGCGUACAUCUGCCUGCAUUCUUCUUCCUUCUUACUGUCAGAAGCCAGCCUGUGCUUCUAGCUUCACAUGACUAGGAGUGCCUCCUCCUUCUUCUAAGUUAGGCUCUGUUCAAGGGACUACUCUGCAGGGGGCUUCCCAGUGAGUCCAGCCCUCUGUAUUGCUUUGGGAAGACAGGGAGAUGGGAGCUGGAGCAAACGCAGCAAGGCAGAUUUUGUGUUCUCCUCAAAUUUUCAGUACUGAUAAGAUCUUCAUCUUGUUCUUUGAUGCGGAGUCCAGAAUGACUCAAUUGUUGUAGCACGCUUGAUAUCGUGUGAACUGGGGAUGAACAACUCCUUCCUCAUCUUAAGGAGAAGGUGAAAAUGCCUUGUGCAUCCCACAAAUGCAAGCGCCAUCCCACCUCUCUCUCCCCCUUCCACUACAGGAGACCGAUCUCCCGAGGGUUCUUGGGCACUAAGUGAAAAACGGCAGCCCUGCACUUUGAACAAGCUCUGACAAAAGGCUGCAGGGGAGAGUUUGAAACCCCUUUGCUUAGUUGUAUCAGCAUUGAACUCAAGGUCCACAUACUCCAAGACCACUGCAGGGAGACGCUCCACCCUGUGUGCCCUGCCAGGUCUUACCAUAUCAGCAUUUGCAUGGGGUGGGUGGAAUCUCUUUGUUCCUUUCAAGAAAAAAGCCUGCCUAGUUUUGUUUCUCUAACAUUGGAAUCCAGAAUUUGACUGGGCAAGCUAUCUGUUAGUCAGAGAGCACCCUAAUCUCUGGCUGGUUUGGAUCUUCUGUCUGUGGGGAGGAUGCACACAAAUCUCUCUUGUUCAGGGAGUCGGAGAGGGCAGCUUUGCCCACAGAGUAGCCUUUCCUAGUUUUGCAGAUCAAACAGCCCUUGUGGGUAGAUGCGUGAGAAGUUCUAUACACCCACAUUAUCUGCAGCAACCUGGUUGCGUAAUGAGCUUAUUAUGUUAAUAUCCUCAAGGGAUAGUCUGAUAAAAAUACUUAAUAAAGAGAGGCUCAUUUUCUGUAGGCAUAUGCAUUGGCAUGAUGCCAGCUCUUUCUUCCACUCUGUCAAGACUGCCUAUUUCCUCCAUUUGCAGUUUGGGUUUUAUGGCCAUUUUGGCAUAGCUGACCAACGGCGAUGUGCAGAAACCUCAGAUAAAUCCCACAAAUUCACUGCAAGGAAGUUUUAUGCAAAAGUUUUGUUUUGUUUAGGCAAAUUAUUUUAAAACUAAUUUAUUUGUAUAGUUCCUUAGAUGUUUUAAUUUAUAUAUGUACAUAUUUAUGAUGAAUCCUGAUCAUCCUUCCCCUGUGUUUAAUGAGAAAGAUGCUUCUGGGAGCCUCUUCUAAACAGAUCACACUUCAUGUAACCAAAGAACAGACUAGCAAAUUGGAAGAAAUUUCCCCAAGAUGUGCAAUUUCAGUUUUCCGUCCUGAAAACUAUUUUGAGCAGAGAGAGGGAGCGUUUAAAAUUGCAGUCACUACAUCAUCUUAUCUCAGAUCGGCAAGUUUCGCACAACAGAGAGGGAAGCUGUCCAGCCCUCCCUGUAGACUGCGUGGAAGUCUGUGUUUCCAUUACCCUGAUUACUUGUGUGACUUUGUAGGAUGCUUCUUUGUCGCUGCAUCAUGACUUUUAUCUGUGGGAGAGUCAAUUAAGGUACUUGCCAGCAGCAGGCACACCAACAAAACACCUACACCCCGCCUGUUCUCUCUUUCCUUGUGGAACUCUGUAGUUCUUCCAGGACUCAGUUUUUUCCAAAGCGGUUUGAGCACUCUGUGAUGCUGCUGAUUUCUGAUUACAGUGUUGGGCACGGAUGCAGAGAUUAAAAAGACAAACUAGAAGUAAACUGAGCAAGAUUCAAGUCCAGUAGUCCCUUAAACACCAACAAGAUUUCUUGUGUGUAUGCUUUCAGGAGCUUGACUUGGAAAUCUUGUUGGCCUUUAAGGUGCCCCUGGACUUGAAUCUUGCUCUUCUAUUGUGGACCAACAUGGCUACCCACUUGAAACUGUCUUCAUAGAAGUGAACUGUUUGUAGACAACAUUCAGCACUGUGAAAUACACCCCCUUUUGAUGGGGGGGUAGUAUAAUGUAUGUGGUAUGAAAGUAUCUAGCCUAGAUCCCACAAAAAACCUUUUACAAGCCUCCAUGAGAGUGGCUUGAUUGACUUAAGAAUGAGGAGAAAUAUCUGCAUGCAGAAUCAAGGAUCCUUGGGCAAACGUUUAUAUAGAUUCUUUCUUGUAAAAAAAAGCCCACAUUGCAUCAUCCUCUAGGACAGACAAGAAACAGCGCAGGGGAUGAGGCUCUUUUGAGAGCGAAGGCUUGAUUCCCAAUUAACUGGAGUCAGCCGGGGCCAGAGAAUAGGUUGCAUCUGCACCCACUCUUGCCUCUGAGCGCACCCCCUUCUAGCUCUGGUUCACUUGGAAGAGGGGAAUCAAGCAUCACACUUGGGAUAACAUUGGAGGGAGGGCAAAACGGGGGUGGUCCAGUCACCAACAACGAGAAGCAAAGCCAAGUCAGCCCCGGCUUCUCCUGAAAGGAGCUCCAGCAUUGGAAGGGAGGGGUCUGUAUUUGCUGAUUCAUAAACCUGGAACCUGGUCAAUCAACCAUCUAGGAGGCAGAGUCAGGCAGGGGGAUGGGGCCACUUCUGGCUUGGGAAGAUGAUUUCCAGGGCCAAGGUUGGACAAAACAGGCAUUACCCAUCCCUUUGGAUCUCUCUGCAUCACCUGCUCUUCCAGACUUAACUCUAGUUCUCCAGACUCUGCUGUGGUCUCCCAAACCCUGAGGAGUGCCGUCCCAAACCAGAGAAAGGGGUAACAGGGUGCUCUGCCUCCUCGCUUACUUUUUACCCUACCCUAUCAUCACUUCAACCUGGUCAAAGGGCAAAGUAGGCACAACUUCACUUUGCGUGGGAAGAAGUGUAUAGGGUAGAACUGGGUAGUGUUGGUGUUAACUUCCCUCCCUUUCCCCUGCCCAUCAAGUUUCUCAGGCCUUUAGCAAGCUUCUGGUAAAAAGCAAGGAGGCUUUAUAAAAUAAUUUUUGGACUGCCUUUGCAAUAACACUCCCAGCUACUUUUAAAGCUGUUUUAUAUACAUCAAACGUGUUUGUGAGAAACUUCUACAGAUCUAAGCAUCCAAAGUAAAAAUAAUAGAUUUUUAAUUGUUUUUUUACAUUUUUAUAGAGGUACUCUGUAUCAUUGAGGGUACUAUUUAGAUAUCAGGUUAUAAUUUGGGGAACGCUGAGGAUGUUUUUGGUGGUGGUGUUUUUUAAAAAACCUGCAAUGUAUUAAGAAUUUUGUAUCAGUCUUCCAUUAUUACUGCGCCUAUCAAUGAAUCUCAUGUUAAAUACUACUCUCACAUUAAGACUGUAAUUAUUUUCUUACUGUAUUUUCAAAACAAAGCUGUAUUUAAAACUUUCCAUGAAAUAGGAACACAAAACCAAGAAAGCUCUUUUGUUUUGUUUCACCUGUAUUUUAUUUUUCAUUUUACGACUUCUGUAUUUCUCAGUGUAAUGGCUGCUGUUCAAAAGAAAAUGCUGGACUAAAUUAAUUUUUGGCCAGUCCAGCAAAUCUUACGUUCUUAGAAAGGCAUUUAUGAUUUUUUUAAAAAACAAUCUCACAAGUCACAUGAUCAACUUUUCACAUUUCUACUUCAGAAAGUCCUGAAGAGAGUGAAAUAUGACUGGCACCUGGUUGGUGUAACAUGAAUUCACAUUAUUAAUAAAGAUAAUCCUGUAAAAACA
This is a messenger RNA of Eublepharis macularius, 7501 nucleotides long. It is a transcript of the gene AFAP1, whose product is annotated as actin filament associated protein 1. Gene Ontology annotation, cellular component: cytosol. NCBI's taxonomy places the organism in Eukaryota, Metazoa, Chordata, Lepidosauria, Squamata, Eublepharidae. The transcript is spliced from 17 exons. The record is from RefSeq and is a predicted model, not a curated record. The coding region runs from base 79 to 2268 and encodes 729 amino acids. Gene Ontology annotation, molecular function: SH2 domain binding; SH3 domain binding.